CGCCUGCUCCUCCGCGCACGCACGCACGCACGCACGCACGCACGCACGCACGCACGCACGCACGCGCCCGCUCCCUCUGCCUCCAGCGCCUCCUGACCCGGAUCAUGGCCGCCAACGCCAGCGCCGGCGCCGACCCGGCCGCCGCCUCCAACCACAGCGGCUGCGACGUCUUCGUGGACCAGCGCGCGGCCGCCGUGCUCUUCCCCGUCUUCUACUCCGCCGUCUUCGUGGUCAGCGCCUGCGGCAACGGCCUGGUGCUGUGCGUGAUCUGCCGGCGCCGGCGGAAGCUCAACGCCACCUCCGUCUACCUGCUGAACCUGGCGGCGUCCGACGCGCUGUUCACGCUGGCGCUGCCCGGCAGAAUCGCCUACUACGCGCGCCGCUUCGACUGGCCCUUCGGCGACCUGCUCUGCAGACUCACCACGCUGCUCUUCUUCGCCAACACCUACGCAGGCAUCGGCUUCAUGACCUGCAUCAGCCUGGACCGGUACCUGGUCAUGGUGCGCCCGCGGCGGCUGCAGUGGCUGCGCAGCGUCAAGGUGGUGCGCCGCGCCUGCUGCCUCAUCUGGGCCCUGGUGUCGCUGCAGAUCGCCCCCCUGCUGUUCCGCGGCGCGCUGCGCCAGCACCGCGGCCGCCGCACCUGCAUGGAGUUCCUGGACCUGGACGGGUCGCGCGCCGCCCCCUACCUGCUGCUGCUGGCCUGCGCGCUCUCCUUCUGCGUGCCGCUCGCCGUCAUCCUGGGCUGCUACGCCCGGAUCAACGCGGCGCUGCGGGCGGCGGCGGCGGCGGCGCGCGGCUCCGUGACGGGCCGCACGCGCCGCAGCCACCGGGCCAACACCAUCAUCCUGCUCGUGCUGCUCACCUUCGUGGCCUGCUUCAGCCCGUACCACCUCAACGUCAUGCAGUUCAUGCUGCGCAGGAUCCGGCGGCCGCCGCCCUGCGAGCAGCUGAGGGCCUUCAAGGUGUCGCUGCAGAUCACCGUCUCCCUGAUGAACUUCAACUGCUGCUUGGACCCCGUCAUCUACUUUUUCGCCAUAAAGACCUACAAGAAGCGGGUGAUGAGCCUGUUCAGGGACUAUUUAUAUACUUCCGGCGCAUCCUCCAAGAUCACAGCUGACAACAGCAGCAGCAACACCUGAGCUCCACCGCAGCCCGGUCUAAGUGCGACACCAGCUGCUGAUCCACUUUCCUGCGUCACAUCCGAACGGGCGCCUCGACUCGUUGCAGGAAGUUUGAACAUCCAACAAGCAGAUUGAAAUUGUGCGUGUACAUAUGCAUUGAAGCGCCAGCGGGAUCAAAUUAGCUUAGAGUAGUUUUGCUUCUGUAUGUAUAAAGUGUGAGGGUUUGUGCAGUGACCACAUGUGGUUACGCAACACCUGUGAGCAUGUGCCACACACACACACCCACACACCCACACACACACACACACACACACACGCACGCACACGCACACGCACACGCACGCACACACACACACACACACACACACACACACACACACACACACACACACACACACACACACACACACACGCAGUCAAGCCUCAACCUACUGUAAAUAACUGUGUUAAAGGCUGUGGUCAUCGCUGCUGCAGCCACUUUCGCUUGCUGAGUGUAAACAAACAGACGCAUGUGACCGCAGGAUCUGACUCCAGGUGCCCGAACACACGAGCCCACGUCUGGUUUGUGUGUGGGAGUGUUCAGAUGAGCAGCAUCACCACUUCCUCACCCACCUUUCCUGCUCCCCCGUCGCAGGCCUCAUUCCUGCCUGCUCCCACGCCGCAUUUGAAUCACAAACUUCAGCAGGUGCAGGUUCUUUGUUCUUUUUAUAGAACCGCAUAUUUAAAUCCAACGAUAAUAUUUACUGCCUAUUUUGCUAAAGUGUUAAACUACUUUUUGUAAUUGCUGAUAUUUGACAAUUAAAUGUUAAAAAUAUUAAAUUUUUAUUCAAAAGAAAGUUGUUUAUUGACUCAAUGACAGACAAUUAGAAUAAACAUAUUAAUUGUGGGUCUAAAUAAAAAAAAAUAAAAAAAGCCAAUGGAAAACUGAGAA
This is a messenger RNA of Betta splendens (Siamese fighting fish), 2052 nucleotides long. RefSeq lists its product as uncharacterized. Gene Ontology annotation, cellular component: membrane. Gene Ontology annotation, biological process: G protein-coupled receptor signaling pathway. The record is from RefSeq and is a predicted model, not a curated record. The coding region runs from base 105 to 1139 and encodes 344 amino acids. The transcript is spliced from 3 exons. Gene Ontology annotation, molecular function: G protein-coupled receptor activity; oxysterol binding. NCBI's taxonomy places the organism in Eukaryota, Metazoa, Chordata, Actinopteri, Anabantiformes, Osphronemidae.